CAUAGGAGGAAGACAGAAUAGACUCAUUCAUUCCUGGGACUUUUGUGAGUAGGUGUGCAUUUUUCACAUCUUAAAGAUUUGCAGACACUGCACUGGACAAACGUCCCAAUCCUGAAGACUUUUCCAGGCUCCAAAUUGCUGAAUCUUCCCUGCUACCUAGAGAGGUUCCAAAUUACCUCUGGACAAUGGGACACUGGGUGGUUAACCACUGGUUUUCAGUUUUGUUUCUGGCUGUUUGGCUGGGGUUGAAUGUUUUCCUGUUUGUGGAUGCCUUCCUGAAGUAUGAGAAGGCUGACAAGUACUACUACACAAGAGCAAUCCUUGGGUCAGCAUUGGCCUGGGCCCGAGCCUCUGCUCUCUGCUUGAAUUUUAACAGUAUGCUGAUCCUGCUUCCCGUGUGUCGUAACCUGCUGUCUUUCUUGAGGGGCACCUGCUCAUUUUGCAGCCGCACACUGAGAAAGCAAUUGGAUCACAACCUCACUUUCCACAAGCUGGUGGCAUAUAUGAUCUGCCUACACACAGCUAUUCACAUCAUUGCACACCUAUUUAACUUUGACCGCUACAGCAGAAGUCGACAGGCCACAGAUGGAUCCCUUGCUUCCAUUCUCUCCAGCCUAUCUCAUCAUGAGAAAGAGGAGGGGUCUUGGCUAAAUCCCAUCCAGUCCCCAAACAUGACAGUGGAGUAUGUGACAUUCACCAGCAUUGCUGGUCUCACUGGAGUAAUCAUGACAAUAACCUUGAUUCUCAUGGUAACUUCAGCUACUGAGUCUAUCCGAAGGAGUUAUUUUGAGGUCUUCUGGUAUACUCACCACUUUUUUAUCUUCUAUAUUCUCGGCUUAUUGAUUCACGGCAUUGGUGGAAUUGUCCGGGGUCAAACAGAGGAGAGCAUUGAUGAGAGUCAUCCUCACAAGUGUGCGGAGUCCUUUGAAAAGUGGGAUGAUGGUGACUCCCACUGCAAACGCCCCCAGUUUGCAGGGCACUCCCCAGAGUCUUGGAAGUGGAUCCUUGCACCAGUCAUUCUUUAUAUCUUUGAAAGGAUCCUCCGGUUUUAUCGUUCCCAGCAGAAGAUUGUGAUUACCAAGGUGGUCAUGCACCCAUCCAAAGUUUUGGAAUUGCAGAUGAACAAGCGCGGCUUCAGCAUGGAAGUGGGACAAUAUAUCUUUGUGAAUUGUCCCUUGAUCUCACUUCUGGAGUGGCAUCCCUUUACUUUGACCUCUGCUCCAGAGGAAGAUUUCUUCUCUGUUCAUAUCCGAGCAGCAGGGGACUGGACAGAAAAUCUCAUAAAAGUUUUUGAACAACAGUAUUCACCAAUUCCCAGGAUUGAGGUGGAUGGUCCCUUUGGCACAGUCAGUGAGGAUGUUUUUCAGUAUGAAGUGGCUAUGCUGGUUGGAGCAGGAAUUGGGGUCACCCCUUUUGCUUCUAUCUUGAAAUCUAUUUGGUACAAAUUCCAGCGUGCAGACCAGAACCUCAAAACACAAAAGAUCUAUUUCUACUGGAUCUGCAGGGAGACAGGUGCCUUCUCUUGGUUCAAUGAUCUAUUGACUUCCCUGGAACAGGAAAUGGAGGAAUUAGGCAAUGUGGGUUUUCUAAACUACCGUCUCUUCCUCACUGAAUGGGACAACAACAUUGUUGGUCAUGCAGCAUUAAAUUUUGACAAAGCCACUGACAUCCUGACAGGCCUGAAACAGAAAACUUGCUUUGGGAGACCAAUGUGGGACAAUGAAUUUUCUACAAUAGCUACCUCCCAUCCCAAGUCUGUGGUGGGGGUUUUCUUAUGUGGCCCUCGGACUUUGGCAAAGAGCCUACGCAAAUGUUGUCACCGAUACUCCAGUCUGGAUCCAAGGAAGGUUCAGUUCUACUUCAACAAAGAAAAUUUCUGAGUUUUAGUCAUCUGCGUUUUGUCUCUCCUUUGUGUCUACAAUAACUUUACUGGUCUGGUCAGAUUUGGGCAGUCACUUUAGGGUAAUAAUGUAUCUCUCAAGCAUUGACUCUUUUGAUUGCAUUCAACUUCAUUACUUGAGCUUUACCAACAUAAGAACUUGGGAAGCUACAGUAAUUGUAAAACCAAUGCAUGGAUCUUUUCUUGGGAAAAUUACUGUAAAUCCUCUGGAAAGCCAUGGCUGCAGCAAGGCUUGAGAGCAGAGCUUUGGUUACACAAUUAAACCCCAGGUGAUUUUGUUGAUUCUAAGUGCUACCAUCUCCUGUACUUUGGUUCAUAAUCUCCCCUCCCACCCUCACAGAAGAUUUCUGAGUAGGGUGACUUUUUAAAUAAAAAUUUAUUGAAUAAUUAAUGACAAAACAUAAUAAACAUAAAUAAUAAACAAUGAACAUAAAAUUACCAAGAACCCCAUCCCCAUAUAACAUUGACUAUGUACAUUUUUAACUGUUACUUUACAUAUGAUUUUAUCCAGUGUGAACAGCAAUUUAUUUUUUACUUAUUUUUGCUUGUCAAAAAAGUGAAGGAUUUUCUUCUUUACUUAAUGAAUGAGACUUAUGUUACUUCUUAUGAACUCUCCAUCUGAGAAAUAAAAUCUUGAAAGUAUGCUCAUUGUAACUGAAAUUCGCAAGUCAGCUAUAUUGUCAUCUUGUAUUGUUCUGUUAAAAUUGUGAAAACUUGGGGGCAACCCCUUCAGGUCCCCUCCUGCUGUGGGAGCUUUUCUGUCCUCAAUAAAUCAUGCUUUCUCAACAACAAAAAAAAAACAAAACAAACAGGUGGAAACUUGAACUCCAUCUUAGAUGACUUAGUCAACAGGGUUCAUUACCACCAUUUUAAUUAAGGGGAUUUAUUAAUGUCUAGUUUAAAAAAUAACUUACAAUUUUAAUAACUUUUUGGGUUCCUACCUACCCAUUCACUAAGGAAGCAUUCACCUAAUGACAUAAACAAAAUGCCUUCUCUUUCUCUAUUUUUUAUUUUUCCUAUCUAUCCAAACUUAGACUACAAGGACUCUUGGAUGUUAACAGUCACAGUGAAUUUCAAAGAAGCCCCAGGUUCUUAAAAGAGAGAAAAACUUCACACUUCAUUGUGCCAAGACAAUUCAGCUCAUUACAGAUUUAUAGGAAUGUUUCUAAUUAAUUGGCAUUAUAGCACCUAUUUUUCUACCAUUAAGUGACCAGGAAUGAACAAAUGGCUGUUUCUAAUUACUUAGGAAUUUCUAUGGCUUGAAGGAUUAGUAAGAUCGAUUUAGUCUCUAGUCUGAGCACAAUAGCAGUAGGUCAUGAAGUAGAUAAUUAUUACACCAGUAAAAAAACAACACUGAUGGGUGUUUUCAUAGAGAGAUACCACUGCUGUUGCCUAUUUGUUCACCUGGAUUUCAGCUACUAAUUUAGUUUUAAUAAGGCUUUGGGAAAAUGCACAAUGGAACCUUGCAGACAUGUUUCCUAUUAGACAACUGCUGACCCAAUGACAACUUCUUCUUCAAUGACCUUGAUUUGCAAUCUUACUGUUCCUUGAAGUCUAUGAGUUCUUAAUGAGAAAGGUGUCACUCUUGGUCUCAAUGUCUAAACAUACUUCUAGAUAUGAUCGCUGCCAAAAUCAACACCAUCAAGACCCAGAUAUUCACAAAAGUAGGCAGAAAAGGUAAUGAAAAUAAUAAACUAAGUAUAAUCAACAUCCAAGUUGAACUGGGAAUGAGCAGGAUACCCAGAAAGCUCCUCAGCUGUUUUGAGCAUUUUUCUUACUGUAUAGUAAUAUGAAAUACCUUAUCCUGCACAUGUUUGUUAUAUAUCAAAGUAGAAAAUCCCUCAGUUUCAAUCUCUCAUAAACUUGACUAUCUUUGCAUUCUUUUGCUUGAUAUGUAAGCAAUAUGCUAUUACAUUCUCUAAGCCUAUAGCCAGGCUUUUAAUUCACCUGACCAUAAUCCUAAUCCAGGGGGUAGGAUUCUGAGAAUAUAAAUAGGCUCAAAAGUAGUUCCAGUAGAACUUUUACUAAUUAUUAAGGCAACUCUUAAUCUUUUGAGGUUGGCCUGACGGAGAGAACCCAUGUUCCUCCUUAAUGCCACGAGAGAGAGAAUUCUAGGCAGAAGACCCAUAGGUUAGAGCUAAUGGCACUAAUUAUGUUCCUAACUAUCCACAGGGAAGCAGGCAGGAGCAGACCUAAUGGGCAGUUUGACUGCUUGUGCUCUACAUUUGGUCUUCUUAAAAUAACUCAGAAGAAUGUAAAAGUUUUAGGGUUUCCUGUGUUUUAAGUUCCCAGAAUAAACUUGGUUAUAAGGUAGGGCUGCAGGUUGGGAAUUUCCUGGAAGAUACAAUGAAAUGUAUUUUGUUCAUUUUAUUUGUUGUUUUUAUCCUGACCAUAUGAAAAACUAGUGGCUUUUUACAUUUUUAAAGUUGAUUACCUACACUGUUAAGUUUUAAAACAGACAAGUAAAUGUCAACAGUCUCUUGUGUUGUCGACAUGCACUCAAACCAGCACUAACACAAUCUUUGUCUUAACUCUGAACUAUGCACGUUUGAUA
This is a messenger RNA of Carlito syrichta (Philippine tarsier), 4454 nucleotides long. RefSeq names its product NADPH oxidase 1 (gene NOX1). Lineage: Eukaryota; Metazoa; Chordata; Mammalia; Primates; Tarsiidae. The record is from RefSeq and is a predicted model, not a curated record. Gene Ontology annotation, cellular component: NADPH oxidase complex; plasma membrane. Gene Ontology annotation, molecular function: superoxide-generating NAD(P)H oxidase activity. The transcript is spliced from 13 exons. The coding region runs from base 186 to 1880 and encodes 564 amino acids. Gene Ontology annotation, biological process: superoxide anion generation; defense response.